AUGAAAGGGAGAAUCCCAAUACUCACCCACAACGCCUUGCUCAAAGUAACGAACUUCUGUUUCGCGAUCGAGCCAAGGUGUCCAUUCGGCUUUCUUGAAAAGGAGAGAAGAAGCAUCACAACUAACAUCUCCGGGAAUAAAGAAGUUAAAAUUAAACAUGUGGGAGAACUCAAAUUAAAAAGUUUAAAAAAAAACAAAACCGUUGCGAAGGAUGACACCAAUGAAGAUGUGUACAUUAUGAAUGGGAAAAUAUUAUAUGCACAAAAGAAUAAGAAAGAAAAAAAUGAUUUAAAAAUAAAAUCUGGUUUGAAGAAGACGAAGUAUAUGGACACAACGGGAAAUUUAUUUUAUUCCAAAUUGAGCGACAGUUUGGGGGAAAAUAACUCGAAGGAGCUUCCCACUAGGGAGGUUACCUUUAAAGGUCUAGACGGCCUCGCGGCACAUUUGGCAGCUGAUCGUGCCGGCAGGCUAACACAAGGUGAAUCCUAUAACUCGUGCACAGGUGUGAAUAGCGGGGCCAAUGCUGCGGCUAUGCAAACCGCGGUAACCGGGGCAAUCGAGACAACCACGACAGCCGCUGCAACCGCUGCAACCGCAGCAACCGAGGCUACUCCGAUCAGGGGUAACACCACGAAUGGUGCGCUCCACACAGGGGAAACGAAAUCAAGUGACCCGCCCAUGGAGAAGACGAAUGGCGAUUCGGUGAGAAGUUCGAAUUUACAAAAUGGCAACGACUCUCAUGUGAGUGCCCCCCGUAAUGAGAAGCACGCAAGUAAAAAACUGACAAGGGGGAAUGUGAAGCAAGCCUCCGCGGAAGAAGAGGAGAAACAUAAAAAUAAUAACAGGAAUGAAGCUCGUGGUAAAUCGAGUCACCAUGCAAGUAUGCCAAAACUUAACAAUGAUAAGGACAGCUGCGCAGGUGAUAUCAACCGGGGAGGGGUGAGCACACCCCCAGAAGGUGGCGGAUCACAAAGUGGUGGGUUACAAAGCGACGAAUCGCAAAGUGACCCCCCCAAAAAAGGCAAACCUCCAAAACGCGAUAUUUACGAAAUUUUGCACGAAAUUACCCAUGAGCCGAGCAGGCGCGAAAUGAAGGCCUUCCUAAACUCGCUCCUAAUGCAUAAAAAUAGAAAAUGCACAAGCUUCCUGGGGAACUACAUAAGCCUAUACUUUUGCAACAUCCUGAGCGAAGAUUUGAAAGACUUAAAGUAUUCCUAUUUCGAUGGAGUAACCCUCUGUGUUAACAGCUUUUUCAGUGUGCUGAAGGAGUUAGAUGAAGAUCAGCUGUCUAAAAUGACGAACGUUUAUUUGAAGGAUUAUUUUUUAAAAAUUUUCCAAAUUUUAAAAUCGCAUAAUUUGAGUUUGCAUUUUGAAAAUUUAAAAAUAGAGAACAUGAGAUUGCUGUACAUAUAUAACAUAUUAGGGUUAAUUAGGAAAGAGGGGAAAAAAACGAAAAAAGAACAUAUAAAAAAAUUCCUUUAUCAAUAUAUAUGUGUGCAAAAUGAUGAUUUAGCUGUCCUCAAGAACACGAACAAAAUGAAGUUCCUCUCAAAUAUAAUUAAAAAUGGAGUCACCACUCGCAUGCACAUGUUGGUCACUCUCUCGUAUGACCUGUCUUCAUUCGACAAGACUUCUUCCAACUGUCUUACCAAAACUGAAGUUAAAAAUGUGCUUUUCGAAGUUAUCCUCGAGAAUCAGCUGGAAAACCCUUUCUUCUCGUUACAAUCGCCAGAUUCGGUAGACCUGAAGUCGUCUGGAUGGACCCUCGUUGACGUGAAUCAAAUUCUGAACGGCAAUUUGCCAUACGAGUGA
Messenger RNA from Plasmodium inui San Antonio 1, 1812 nucleotides. RefSeq lists its product as hypothetical. Bases 1 to 1812 code for a protein of 603 amino acids. The transcript has a single exon. The record is from RefSeq and is a predicted model, not a curated record. Lineage: Eukaryota; Apicomplexa; Aconoidasida; Haemosporida; Plasmodiidae.